Staurois parvus is the source of this 226-nucleotide messenger RNA. The record is from the annotation of a GenBank genome assembly. NCBI's taxonomy places the organism in Eukaryota, Metazoa, Chordata, Amphibia, Anura, Ranidae.
UGCCCCAUCAUUGGUGUCAGUGGGAGAAAUAGUGCCCCAUCAUUGGUGUCAGUUGGGAGGAAUAGUGCCCCAUCAUUGGUGUCAGUGGGGAGGAAUAGUGCCCAAUCAUUGGUGUCAGUGGGAGGAAUAGUGCCCCAUCAUUGGUAUCAGUGGGAGGAAUAGUGCCCCAUCAUUGGUAUCAGUGGGAGGAAUAGUGCCCCAUCAUUGGUGUCAGUGGGAGGAAUAG